Messenger RNA from Chenopodium quinoa (quinoa), 1935 nucleotides. RefSeq names its product chaperone protein dnaJ GFA2, mitochondrial-like. Gene Ontology annotation, molecular function: heat shock protein binding; ATP binding. The record is from RefSeq and is a predicted model, not a curated record. The coding region runs from base 170 to 1519 and encodes 449 amino acids. Gene Ontology annotation, cellular component: cytoplasm. Lineage: Eukaryota; Viridiplantae; Streptophyta; Magnoliopsida; Caryophyllales; Amaranthaceae. The transcript is spliced from 16 exons. Gene Ontology annotation, biological process: protein refolding; response to heat.
AACGUAUAAAACAUAGUGUAAAACUGUAAACUAAUUAAAAUAAAAAUAGUUAAAAAUAAAAAAAUUCUUGGGUGUAUUUCUGGAUCUUUCUAAAUUGUAAAAAUCCCAUUGUUAAACCUCCCAUCUCUCGCUCUAGAUUCUGAAUUUCAGAGACUAGAAGCCGUUGAAGAUGUCCCUAAUUAGGGUUUCAGGAAGAGCAUCAAGAACUGCUACCACUCUGUGCCGGAGCUACUUGAUAACUCCUUUUCUUCAUUGCAAUCGAGAAUAUGAACUGUUAGUUGCUGCUCAACAACGUUCGUUUUCUUCGUCUAUUUGUGGAUUAAAUAGGAUUCUUGGCAGCCCCUUUAGUAAAAAUGAUACCUUGAACACAAGCUGGUUGCGCAAUGGAGUUUCAAUAGGAGUAUUUGGUGCUACAAGAUCGAUUCAUGGCUCGGGUGUUCUGUCAAAAGAUUAUUACGAUAUACUCGGUGUGAGCAAGAAUGCAACUCAAUCAGAAAUCAAGAAAGCUUUCUAUGGGUUAGCCAAAAAGUAUCAUCCAGAUAUGAAUAAAGACGAUCCCAAUGCUGAUAAAAAGUUUCAGGAGAUCAAUAAGGCCCAUGAGGUUUUGAAAGACGAACAAGAACGCGCAGCUUAUGAUCAGAUGGGCCAUGAUGCAUUUGUACAAAGCAAAGAAACAGGUGGUUCUGGUUCAUAUGAGAGCAGUGGUUUUAAUUUUAAGGAUUUUAAUUUCAAUCCUUUCAACUUUUCCGACAUUUUUACGCAAAGAACGGGCCAAGAUGUGAAGUUAUCCUUAGAGUUAUCCUUCAUGGAAGCUGUUCGGGGUUGCUCCAAAACAGUGAAAUAUCAAACAACUUUAAACUGUGAAGCUUGUGGCGGAACAGGUGUUCCUCCUGGAACCAAACCUGAGACAUGUAAACGAUGUAGAGGGAAAGGCAUGAUGUUCAUGGAAAAAGGUCCAAUUGCCUUUCAGACUACUUGUAUUAAUUGUAAUGGAACUGGAAAAACAUAUACGACAUAUUGCAAGUCUUGCAAUGGUAAUCGAGUGGUGCUGGGAUCAAAGUCUGUCCGACUGGACAUUAUUCCUGGUGUGGAUAAUAAUGAAACAAUCAAGGUAUCUAGAAGUGGUGGAGCUGAUCCUGAUGGAUACGGGCCAGGUGAUCUUUAUGUUGUCAUUAAGGUUAGAGAAGACCCAGUUUUCCGAAGAGAAGGCUCUGACAUUCAUGUUGAUGCUGUUUUGAGUAUUACCCAGGCAAUUUUGGGUGGGACAAUCCAGGUUCCAACUCUGACUGGAGAUGUUGUUCUUAAGGUUCGUCCUGGGACCCAACCAAGUCAGAAGGUUGUGCUGAAGAAAAAAGGAAUUAAAGCAAGGGGCUCUGCCUCAUUUGGGGAUCAGUUUGUGCACUUCAAUGUCAGCAUCCCAACGAGCUUGACCCCAAGACAGCGGGAACUAAUAGAAGAAUUUUCCAAAGAAGAGCAAGGAGAAUGUAACAAACGUGCUGCAGCUGGGGCCUCUACAUAAUUUGGGUUUCCAUAAACAAAGUAGCAAAAUCUGAAUUGCAUGAUCUCUCAUGCAGCUAAAGAAGAAAAUUCGAUCUGUUACUCCUGGAUUUUAAAUAAUUUACGUUUUUUUUUUUCUUGUUGAAGGGGUUGGAAUUGUUAGCAAGGUAGUUCUUUUUUGGGAGAGUGGUAGGGGAGGGGGUGGCCGAAUUUGAGUUAUAAUGAUUAGCUUAACCUGUUAGUGAGCUGAAAAUUUUUGUAGGACGUAAAUACUUGAUUGAUUUGACGCUGUUAUGUGCAAACAAGAAAUGGGCUGCAUUGUCUGGCUUGUACUGUAUAUAUUAAGUCUUGAUGAAAUACAAAUAUACAAUGUCCCUUGUGGAGUUUUUUUUUUUUCCUUUGGCUUAUGAUAUGUUGAUAACUCAUUUUUUCUGCGAA